AUAGUUUAAGCAUAAAAACUGACAAAACAUUGUUACCGAGUUUAUUACUAGUGUUUAAGAGCCAAGUAUCGUUUGCCAUUUGAAACGAAAUCAAUAAAAAUGGUGCACAUUAAAAAUCACGGUUUUAAAUUCGUGUUUUUCCUAUUUUGCUUGUCGCAGGUGCAAGCAGGCACAAAACUUCUUCCUGAAAAAUCAGACAAUCCAUUUGAUGAAUUAUUCAAAGAGAUCUCCAAGUCGGCUUAUAAGAUCACCGAGAAGAUCCGAUCUAGAUUAAACGAAGCUGAUGUCCAUGUCGAUCAAUACAUUGAUAAUUUAAAAGAAAAUGUUGAAAACACCAAUGUCCAUUUUCAAGAAAUUCUUCAAAAGGUUGAAGAAAAUGUAGAAAAAUUCCAUAAGCAGAUUUGUGAUGCCGUUCAGCGUCAAAUCGAGCAUUUGAGCGAAGAAUUAAAAGCAAAGGAUCCGGAAAUCGGCGAGAAAGUUAAGAAAUUAAAAGCAGAAUUAGCUGAAUUAAAAGAAGACCUUUUAAAAUUAUACGAAGAAAUCAAGAAACCAUUUUUGGAACGUUUCCAUGAGUUGAAGGAUGAAAUCAGAACCAAAACCAAACCAAUCGUCAAACGUUGGACACCAAUUGUCAAAGACAUAGAAGAGAUUAUUUUGGCUCUGAUCCCUGAAAAGAGUAAGAAGGAAAUCAAGAAAAACUAAUAAAUAAGACUUAUUAACUUAUACACUUCAACAUUUUAUUCGUUACGCAUUUUCUGUCAAUAAUGUUUUGAAAUCUUAAAUUGUUGUAAAAAGUAAAACUUGUUAUAUAAAUUA
Rhopalosiphum padi (bird cherry-oat aphid) is the source of this 816-nucleotide messenger RNA. RefSeq lists its product as uncharacterized. The transcript is spliced from 4 exons. Lineage: Eukaryota; Metazoa; Arthropoda; Insecta; Hemiptera; Aphididae. The record is from RefSeq and is a predicted model, not a curated record. Bases 100 to 702 code for a protein of 200 amino acids.